GGCCACUUCAGCGAGAGCCAAUCAGUGAACGAAGAAGUUGGGGGGCGCGGAGAGGAUUGCUAAACUUUUUCGAAGGGGCCCGACGGAGCAUCUUGGGUUGAGGUCGGCGGCGUGAUGCAGAAGGAGGACGACGGCGCUCGGCGGGACGAGGCGGUACACUUGCGGCGGCAGAUCGGGCCGGUGGCCGCCGCCUCUUUGAUCCUCGGCACGGUGGUGGGGAGCGGCAUCUUCAUCGCCCCCAAGGGGGUUCUACUGAACAGCGGCAGCGUGGGCCUCUCGCUGGUGGUGUGGGCCCUCUGUGGGCUGCUCUCCUUGUUUGGAGCCUUGUGCUACGCUGAACUGGGCACCACUUUCAGCAAAUCGGGGGGCCACUACACUUAUCUCCUGGAGACCCUGGGGCCACUUCCUGCCUUUUUACGCCUGUGGGCAGAGUUCAUCUUCAUCAGGCCGGCCGUGGCCUCCUACGUGUCGCUAGCUUUCGGACGCUACGUGGUGGAGCCAUUCUUUGCUCCCUGCGAAGCCCCCACGGCUCUCAUCCGAUUGGUCAGCCUGCUGGGAGUGACCUUCGUGGUGGCCGUCAACUGCUGGAGCGUCACCGCCGCCGCUCGCACUCAGGUCACCUUGACCUUCAUCAAGACCUUCGCCCUGGUCCUAAUCAUCGGGGCCGGAGUCACGGCGCUAACCAAAGGCAAGACGGAGAACUUCCAGAAAGGCUUCGAGCUGGAGGCGUUGACGCCGGAGAGGCUGCCGCUGGCCUUUUACAACGGCCUGUACGCAUACGGAGGAUGGUUUUAUCUCAACAUGGUGACGGAGGAAAUCAUCAACCCAAACAGGACGAUCCCGCUGGCUGUCAUCUGCUCCAUGGUGACGGUGACAGUGCUCUACGUGCUCGUCAACGUGUCCUACUACGCCGUGAUGACGCCUGGGGAGCUGCUGGCGUCUGAAGCCGUGGCUGUGACGUUUGCCAACCGCGCGCUCCAGGCUGUGUCGCCCGUCAUUCCCCUCCUGGUGGCGCUGUCCUGUCUGGGAGCUCUCAACGGGGGCUUCUUAACCGCGCCCAGGAUGCUGUUUGUGGCGGCCAGAGAGGGUCAGUGGCCCCACAUCUUCUCCAUGAUUCACAUCCACCGGCGCACGCCGCUUCCAGCCGUCUUGUUUCUGUACCCAUUGGUGGUGCUGAUGCUGCUCACCGAGGAGAUCCAACACCUCAUCAGCUUGGCCUCCUUUGCACGCUGGUUCUUCAUCGCCUUGGCAACGCUGGGGAUGUUGGUGCACCGCCACCGCUUCCCGCAGCUCCAUCGGCCUUUCAAGGUCCCCCUGGUCAUCGCCAUCACCUUCACCUCGGUGUGCUUCUUCAUCGUGGGCUUGUCGCUGUACUCGGACCCCUGGAACACGGGACUCAGCUGCGUGUUGACGUUGACCGGCGUUCCAGUGUACUACGCCACCGUACGUCGGUCCCGACUGCCGCCCAGAUGGAGACGCUUGCUCAAUAAGUGCAGCAGAAAGAUUCAGAUCCUUCUCCAAGUGGCCCAACAGGAGGUGAAGACCUACUGAGGACAAAGGCCAACCUGCCGCCCAACCCAUCAAGUGACAAUUGUCGAAGACAAUAUUUGUCCAGCCUUCCUUUCACCUAAUCCAAAGGCUGAAAUAAAGUUGAGCGCGAAACUUUUUCUUUA
Molecule: messenger RNA, 1673 nt
Organism: Syngnathus typhle (broad-nosed pipefish)
Lineage: Eukaryota; Metazoa; Chordata; Actinopteri; Syngnathiformes; Syngnathidae
Product: cystine/glutamate transporter
Exons: 12
Coding region: 115-1551 (478 amino acids)
Biological process (GO): amino acid transmembrane transport
Cellular component (GO): membrane
Molecular function (GO): L-amino acid transmembrane transporter activity
Source: RefSeq, a predicted model, not a curated record